GUGGGAGAUUGCUUUGGGUUCGUCUCAUUUAAAAAAAAUCUGCUUUGGUUGGGUUUUUAAUAUUUUUCCAGCAAACUCUGCCCAUUUUUUCUCAUCGGUUUAGUUGACAGCGCAACACAAUUUGUGCAGAAUCUUGAGAGUAUUUUUGGGACAGUUUUCCCGAGAGAAUUAUUAAGUUACUAUUGAAUGGUUACAGCUACCGGUGAUGCUGUAAAUGCAAUGGUUGCCACGCAUAUGUUUAAAGUGACAAACGGCUUGGUUUUCCAGAUGGACACAUCCUCUCACAUGGUUUGUUACUUGGUUAGGACUAAGCAGUACAAUUAGGGAAAAUAAGGUGCUUACAAACAAAAUAAUGGCCAAAACACUUACACUGAUGCAAACCACGUUCGCUGCAGGUGUUUUCUCUGCAGUUUCUUUCUGGUAUGGGUUUAUGUUUGGACGGGAAUCUGCCAGGAAAGAACUGGGAAGCAAAAUUGAGGAGCUACGAAGCAUUGCCAAUGAUCAACAGAGUUAAAGAAGAAAAAUAAUUGAAAAUAAAGCUGUCUGUAUGAAUACUGGUAUGAUAUGAUCUUGAAUUUAGAUCUGGAAUAAGUUAUGACUCUUUUUUUUGGUGGAAGAAUGGACUCUACUGAAAAAGUGGAUGAAGUACAUACAACUCGGAAAAAAUGGAAGAAAAUUGCUUAUGGAGGAAUGCAAACUGGUUAUGAGGAUAACUACACUGAUGAAUCAUUUUUGGAAGACAUGG
Cryptomeria japonica (Japanese cedar) is the source of this 745-nucleotide messenger RNA. RefSeq lists its product as uncharacterized. The record is from RefSeq and is a predicted model, not a curated record. The transcript is spliced from 4 exons. Lineage: Eukaryota; Viridiplantae; Streptophyta; Pinopsida; Cupressales; Cupressaceae. The coding region runs from base 353 to 514 and encodes 53 amino acids.